Boleophthalmus pectinirostris (great blue-spotted mudskipper) is the source of this 2280-nucleotide messenger RNA. It is a transcript of the gene elof1, whose product is annotated as elongation factor 1. The coding region runs from base 105 to 356 and encodes 83 amino acids. Gene Ontology annotation, molecular function: RNA polymerase II complex binding. Lineage: Eukaryota; Metazoa; Chordata; Actinopteri; Gobiiformes; Gobiidae. The transcript is spliced from 4 exons. Gene Ontology annotation, biological process: transcription elongation by RNA polymerase II. The record is from RefSeq and is a predicted model, not a curated record. Gene Ontology annotation, cellular component: transcription elongation factor complex.
GUUAGUGACGCCGCAGCAUCAUCCGGCGGAACGGAACACCGAGGACCGAGCAUCCUUUUCUUGCGAUUAAAAGUGAUUUCUACGAUCGGAGAGGAAACGCCAGAAUGGGUCGCAGAAAGUCAAAGAGAAAGCCACCUCCCAAGAAGAAGAUGACUGGAAAUUUGGACACCCAGUUUACCUGUCCCUUCUGUAACCACGAGAAGUCUUGUGAUGUGAAAAUGGAGAGAACUCGAAACACAGGAAUUAUAUCCUGCAGCGUUUGUUUGGAGGAGUUUCAGACCCCUAUAACAUAUCUGUCAGAACCAGUGGAUGUUUACAGCGACUGGAUCGAUGCCUGUGAAGCAGCCAAUCAAUAGUGAAGUUUUCCUUCAACCUCAAUGUUGGACUUUUCUCCAGUUGCUGAUCCAGUCUAGUGAAUCUACAACAUAUAUUGGUCACAGUGUAACUAACCAACAGACCUGUAACUAUAUUGGUUUUCUCUCACGGAUGAGAGCACUGCCUCAAUCCACUUCUGUGUAUUUCACAUCAUAAGACUAAACCAGGGGUCGGCAACCCAAAAUGCUGAAAGAGCCAUAUUGGCCCAAAAAUACAAAAAACAUACCUGCCUGGAGCCGCAAAAAAUGAAAAGCCUUAUAUAAACCUAAUAUGAAGGCAACAUAGGCUGUCAGUAUAUUAGCUGUAUAAGCCUACUAUUAAAAUGACUAAGUAGGCUACAAAUACAAAAUGAGCUUUCAUGAUUACCCAAACCCCUUUUGCGACCCUCUCAUACUCGGUGCGCCGUCUGUAGCCACUGAAAUCAGGUGGUUAGUGUUUAUUCCUUUGUCAUUUAGGCCCUGUUUACACGUACAGGUAUUUUUAAAAAACGGAGACAUUUCCCUUCGUUUGUUCACAUUGUUUACACGAAAACGGCGAGUUCACCUCUGAAAACAAAUCUUUCUAAAAACUCUGGCUAGAGUGGAGAUUUUGGAAAACUCCGGUUUCACGUUUGCGUGUAAACUGAGAUAAACGGAGUUUUAGGAGCUGACGCGCUGAAAGUGCGACCGACGUUUACCUGUUGCUUUGACGACGAUGACGGAAGCAUUCAGAGCAGCAGUCGCAUUUCUUCUGAUCGUGCAUAGGAGCACUCAUAAAACAGCAGCAUGUACAACUUUGUACGCAACUCACCGCACCACACCGCUCGGAGCAGAAGCUCUGAGCUCGGGCAACAGCGCCAAACACACGGGGCAGUCAGCGCGCAGCCCCUCAAGACGGGGCUGGGGGUCCAGUGUUGGUCAGAUUGUCCGGAGGCUUCGUCCUCCAUGUCCUGGUUCCAGACAGGGGCGAGCAAGACCAGGGCGCAAAGGACUGGGUCUGAGUGCUUCAGUGCUGUCAUCUGUGCGCUGGUUCCGUGCGGGAAAAGCGAGAAUGCGCUGUGGACCACAGGUCCGGGCAGUCUGCUCUGGUCCUCCGUGCUCGACCACGGCUGGUUCCGAGUUGGUGCAAAGCAUCCGGAUAGAAGCGUGAAUCCAGUUUGGUUCGUUAUAUGUUGUUCUGAGUGGUCCGUCUGUGCACAUGUUUUUUUGUUUUUGUUUUUCGGGUAAAGCGCUUCUCAGGUGGAGGCACCGGACACCACCCCCCGCUUCAGCUCAUCUAUUUGUUCUGCUGAAACACUUUUCAUGUGUUUCAUUUGCACACAGCUGAUGGAUCAAUCCAUGACCAGAGAUGAAUGAGGGUUUUACCCCUAAAGAAACCAUAUUAAAACAACAACCAAAAAAAUCAUUCCUUUUCCAUUUUUGAAAAAGCUUCAGGGAGCCACUAGGGGAGUGCUAAAGAGCCGCAUGUGGCUCUGGAGCCGCGGGUUGCCGACCCCUGGACUAAACCUUGUAUCUGGGACCUGGGCAGAGCAAACUAAACUCAGGUCCAGGAAAUCAGCAGUAUUUCCUUCUUUGUCAGUGAUUGGGCACAUGCACACCUAAAUAGGAAGUAGGAAGUUUCCAUGACGAUUUACCUCAUUAGAAAGUAAGACCGUGACCAUUUGCAUUUCACAUUAUACGUCAGUUAACUUCAUACUAUGUCCACAGGUAUUUGUUGUAGGUAUAAACACACAAAAGAAAUGAUUAGUUUGUCUUUAUCUUCUUCAAAGUUACAGUUUGUAUUUGAUAAUCAAACGUACUUGCAUUCCUUUUGCCAAUGCAUUUUUUUUUUAGAACUUUGUCUUGUCCAGUUUUCUUCUCUUUUCAUUGAAAUGCUUCUUUUUCAACAAUUGAGUGAAUUUUGUAGUAAUGAAAAUACAGUAUUAAA